Microbotryum saponariae is the source of this 1229-nucleotide messenger RNA. NCBI's taxonomy places the organism in Eukaryota, Fungi, Basidiomycota, Microbotryomycetes, Microbotryales, Microbotryaceae. The record is from the annotation of a GenBank genome assembly.
AUGGCGACUGCUUCGACCUCUACUCUGAACAGGCACGAGUUUCUGACUAUCGGCACGCACUGCUCUGAAAGCACAUGCAAUCAGUUGGACUGUAAGUAGCUCAGCGCUCGACGAGAGCACUCUUGUCAUUCCCGUCGUCGUUCGUCAGCUGAUCCAGCUCGUUGUGUUGCCUCUCUCCGCCAGUCCUCCCUUUUCGAUGUCCCUCAUGUUCGAAAGCGUAUUGUUCGGACCAUUGGAGACCACCGAAUGGACACGAUUGUCCACGGUACGACGCGAGAGCCCAUGACGUAAGCGCUCCCCCCAUCUUCGUCAUUCGUUCAACCCCUGACGAAGGUCGAAAGGGGGCCCUCGCCACCCUCACCGCGUGGAGUUGAGAAGCUGACACGUCCUUUUUGUCUUCUUUUCUGCGCUUACGUCCCACCGGAACAGAACAUCAUCCCCUCCUGCCCCCUCUGUUCCCAACCCGUUCCCCACCCCCUCUCCAUCACCCCCGACGAAGCCGUCUCGACCCACCUCGAAUCCGGCCAAUGCCAAGCCCUCAGCGCCCUCAACGCCCUCAACGCCCCAACCCCUUCCGGUCGUCCGAGAACCCCACCCAAGACGGACAACAUGUGCAACGAACGCAAAUGUCGCACCAAGAUGGUCGUCCCGAUUACGUGUGAGGGGUGUAGGAAGAAAUUUUGUGCCAAACAUCGGUGGGGUAAGGAUCAUAAUUGUGGGGCGGAUGCGGGAAGCAAGGUAGGGAAUGUGGGUAAGAGUGUGGGUGGGACGAGUGGUGGGCUGGGUGUGUUGAAAAGGGCUCAAGAGGCGUUGGUCACCGCGACGACGUCGACGACCUCAUCGACAAGUUCCAAACCGACGGCCAAACUCAACCCCGUGCCUUCCACUCCGGUCGCUCCACCGAAUCCGAAACCAACAACGAAAGAUGAACCCAAGACCAGAAACAAGAUCAUGAACAACCUCGGUGUUCCGACCAAGAUUGAUAAAAGGGCCAUGGCCGAACAGCAGAGUGCGCUCAAAGGGUUGGAAGCGAGGGCUAAGAAAGGGCAGGUGCUGCAAAAUGGGCCCAAUCUCGGAGGAGCUGGUCGUCACUUGAGAGCGGGCGCUGAUGACACACGUUUCAUUCGUCCAGUUUGUUGAACGAGGACGAAAAAGUCAAAUACGCGACGAUGCGAGCGAUGCACGCUAAACAAAGUGGCGACGGCAAGGACGGAUGUCUCGUCUCGUGA